Microplitis mediator is the source of this 1748-nucleotide messenger RNA. RefSeq names its product opsin, blue-sensitive-like (gene Blop). Gene Ontology annotation, biological process: G protein-coupled receptor signaling pathway; visual perception. The transcript is spliced from 8 exons. Gene Ontology annotation, molecular function: G protein-coupled receptor activity. Lineage: Eukaryota; Metazoa; Arthropoda; Insecta; Hymenoptera; Braconidae. The record is from RefSeq and is a predicted model, not a curated record. Gene Ontology annotation, cellular component: membrane. The coding region runs from base 210 to 1361 and encodes 383 amino acids.
GUCAUGAGACAAGUGAGUUGCGGAACGACUUGACCGCGUCUCACUUCAGAUAGAAGACAACACUGGGUUCGAUUGUCCCUCGAGCUUAAUAUUUUUUAUCGGAGGGAUAGCGACCGCUUUUUAAACUGCGACGGUAUUUUUCAAAAAGUAUUCAUUUAUUAUUUUAAAUAACGGUUGUUGUCGUUGCUGUACGCAAUCUAGAUACCGAGAUGUACAUGAACGAUAGCAACGUAAUCAGUCCGAUGCAAGCUUUUGUUGGAGGAGUUCCCGGUAUGGGAGACGGAAGUGUACAGCAUAUGCAAGAAAGACUACUGGGAUGGAACAUUCCUCCAGAGUAUUCCGAUCUAGUCCAUCCUUAUUGGCGGGGAUUUUUAGCGCCUGGACGGUAUUGGCACAUCGGCUUCGCAUUGAUUUAUUUUAUGUUAAUGGUCAUGUCAUUUGUUGGUAAUGGCUGCGUUGUUUGGAUUUUUACUACAUCUAAAUCAUUACGUACUGCGUCAAAUAUGUUUGUUGUAAAUCUAGCGCUAUUUGAUAUCCUAAUGGCAGUUGAGAUGCCAUUAUUGAUAGUAAAUAGUUUUCUAGAACGUCCCGUUGGCUGGCAACUUGGUUGUGACAUUUAUUCAGCCCUUGGCAGUGUUUCUGGAAUCGGCUCGGCAAUAAACAAUGCCGCUAUUGCUUUCGAUCGAUAUAAAACGAUUUCCUGUCCAAUCGAUGGACGGCUUAACAGCAAACAAGCAGGAGUUAUCAUAGCCUUGACGUGGUUCUGGACUAUGCCAUUUACCAUUUUGCCCUGGAUGCGUGUCUGGGGACGAUACGUGCCAGAGGGCUUUCUGACAACUUGUACAUUCGACUACUUGUCUGAAGAUCAAGAUACCAAAGUAUUUGUUGGAUGCAUAUUUAUAUGGUCUUACUGUAUUCCGAUGACACUAAUUAUAACUUUUUACUCACAUCUAAUAAAUUCUGUCCGCAAACACGAAAAAAUGUUGCGUGAACAAGCGAAAAAAAUGAAUGUAAAGUCCCUGCAAUCUAACUCAGGUGACAAGGAACGAAGUGUUGAGAUGAGAAUAGCCAAAGUUGCCUUUACUAUUUUCUUUUUAUUCGUCUGCUCAUGGACACCUUAUGCUGUCGUUACAAUGACUGUUGCUUUUGGAAAUCGGGACGCAUUGACCCCUUUCUCAACGAUGCUGCCGGCUCUCUUCGCUAAAACAGUGUCCUGCAUUGAUCCUUGGGUCUACGCAAUCAAUCACCCGAGGUACCGACUGGAGUUACAAAAACGUUGCAAGUGGAUGGGAAUCCACGAGCAGAUGCCAGUAUCAGACAGCGUGUCAGCGACUACGGAAAAGGUCAGCGACGAUGCAUAAGUGACCGACAAAAGACAAAAGCUCAUAAAUAAAAUAAAAUAAAACUGAAGAGGAAAAGCUCGGGUUAUCUACCGUGGGACUGGGUGGAUUUUGGGGAGAAUAGAUCGACGAGUGGGCGCGGGGUCUGCAUUGCCAACCACCACACGUGCAGAGUCUGCCGACCAAACAUUGAUCUUUACUACUUACUCAAGUGAUACUACUCUAUAAUUGUAUAUUGCAUUCCAACGGACAUUCGACAGUUCGCGUAAUUGUUUAUUUCGUUUUCAAUCACUAAACUCUUUAUUUACUUUUAUUUGAUAAUCACUCUGCGAGAGAUUAUGUCAAUUUAUUCGCUGGAUAUGAGACAUUAUAUACAAGUUUAAUCAUAAAAUUAAUAUUUCAAAGCAA